AUGUCCUGCUACGACCUGUGCUCCAUCGGUGCCGGCGGUGUCCUCCGGCCCCAGCCCCUGGCUGACAGCGGGAACGAGCCGUGUGUCCGCCAGUGCCCCGACUCCACCACCGUGAUCCAGCCUCCCGCCGUGGUGGUCACCUUCCCCGGCCCCAUCCUCAGCUCCUUCCCUCAGGAUUCCGUGGUGGGAUCUGCUGGAGCUCCCGUCCUCGCCGCCUCUGGGGCCUCCGGGGCCUUUGGGGGAUUUGGCUCUGGGGGUUAUGGGGGAUUUGGCUCUGGGGGCUAUGGAGGAUUCGGCUAUGGGGGUCUGUGGGGCUAUGGAGGCUCCUCACUGGGCUUUGGGGGUCUGGGGUCCUGUGGGGGCUCCUCCCUGGGUUACCGGGGUCUGUAUGGCUUUGGGAGAUCCUUUGGCUCCUGCGGCUCUCGGUCCUCCCGCUUCGGCCGCUACCGCCGUGGCAGCUGCGGCUCCUGCUAA
This is a messenger RNA of Zonotrichia leucophrys gambelii, 474 nucleotides long. Its product is annotated as scale keratin-like. The record is from RefSeq and is a predicted model, not a curated record. The transcript is spliced from 2 exons. Gene Ontology annotation, molecular function: structural constituent of cytoskeleton. Gene Ontology annotation, cellular component: intermediate filament. NCBI's taxonomy places the organism in Eukaryota, Metazoa, Chordata, Aves, Passeriformes, Passerellidae. Bases 1 to 474 code for a protein of 157 amino acids.